AUGACUGAUAAUUUCAACAAGUACUUCAGCUCUGCGCAGGUCAGCGACUACAAGCUAGGUCGCCUGCUGGGCAGCCACAAGUCCAUCUGCACGGUGCGCGUGGGCACCACGGUAGCCGAAUCCAAGGACACGGUGCAGUACCUGCGCUCGCGUAACCAUAGCGACGGCGGGGGCGGCGGCGGAUCACCGGCACUCUCCCUGUCGUCGUCAGGGGCGACGGAGCGCACGGGAACGAUGAACCGCUCGCGGCAGGUCCUGUACACGGCCGGCGAGCCGUCGGACAAGUUCAUCGUGAUUUUGGAGGGGACGGUGGAGGUGCGUGUGCACAACUUCACCUUCGAGAAGGGCCCGUUCUACUCGUUUGGCGUGGAGGCGCUGGAGAGGAAGGGUGUGUUCACGCCGGACUUCACUGUGCGCGCGCUCACUGACCUCACCUUCAUCAAGAUCAGCGCUGACAUGUACCAGCGGGCGUGUCACAUGACCUUGGCGAGCACGGGCGACUCGUCGUCGCAGCGCACCUCGUCCAACAUGGCCAUCGCCCCGUCCCCGCUUGCGAGCAGCAGCAGCAACACCAACGUACGGUCGCGGUUAGCUGACAAGCAGGGCCAUGGAGACGGCGGAGCUGGAGCUGGCCAUGUCAGGAGCAUCAUCUGA
Sycon ciliatum is the source of this 654-nucleotide messenger RNA. RefSeq names its product unextended protein-like. The record is from RefSeq and is a predicted model, not a curated record. The coding region runs from base 1 to 654 and encodes 217 amino acids. NCBI's taxonomy places the organism in Eukaryota, Metazoa, Porifera, Calcarea, Leucosolenida, Sycettidae. The transcript is spliced from 3 exons.